Eleginops maclovinus (Patagonian blennie) is the source of this 4899-nucleotide messenger RNA. RefSeq names its product beta-1,4-galactosyltransferase 3. The transcript is spliced from 7 exons. The coding region runs from base 1302 to 2603 and encodes 433 amino acids. NCBI's taxonomy places the organism in Eukaryota, Metazoa, Chordata, Actinopteri, Perciformes, Eleginopidae. Gene Ontology annotation, molecular function: galactosyltransferase activity. Gene Ontology annotation, cellular component: Golgi apparatus. Gene Ontology annotation, biological process: carbohydrate metabolic process. The record is from RefSeq and is a predicted model, not a curated record.
GUUUUUUUGUUGUGGGCACGUAGUUUCAUGUGGGGUUUCCAGUGAAGGGGAGGAGGGGGAAACACUGCGCGACACCCAGCUCAUUCGCUGUUGGACUACCACACGUUACAGCAACCACACAGAAUCAACUUCAAAACAUAUCGGAAAACGGAGGAGGGAGGGUGCUGUCGGGAAUAUCGACGGUUUACAAGCCAGUUCACCAGCCAGGGGAUUAAAGCAGCCCGUCGGAUCUGUGCUGGAGUGAAGGUCCAGUUCGUGUCCAUACAGUGACCCCUAGAGUGAGCUGUACAGUGAGCCAUACAGUGAGCUGCGUUGCUGCCGGCCCAGUGGGCUGCCAGAGGACUCUCCGAGCUGUGGAUUGCAUCAUUAUACGACUAAAGCAAUUGGAGUCAGAGCUCUCCCUCCCUCCUCUUCCUCUAUCUCCUCUUAUUUUUUCCUCUAGGCCCGACUCUCCCUAUACUCAAACCCUCUGACCACUCCUACCACGCUGGGUAUGGUCCAUUCCCCCCCGACUCUCCAGCCGGUCAGGCAGUGAGUGGAUGGAAGCUGUGUAAUCCUCUGUAAAGUAUAGGGCCUUUACGGCUGCAUAUGGUCCCUUUUGUCAUGGUGACUGUUGUUGUUGCAGAGGCCUCCCUCGGGAGAGCACAUGAGGGAGAACAGAAGGCAGCAUAAAGCCCACAAAGGGAGGAAGAGAGAGCGAGUGAGAGACACUGACACGGCUAUUUAUUUGACCAUAGGAGAAUGAGCUACACAGGGCAAUGGAUGGCAUUCACUGGGGGUGAAACUACAUGAUGUGGGACUGGCAUUACCACCCCACGCCAAUCACAAAUUGGACCAACAGUCAUUUUUGGAGAUAUUUGCCACAUAGUGGGCUGCAGCACGGGAUGCAGUGAAACCGAAACAAAAACAUAAGACGUUUCUUUUCUUGAUUUAGAAUAUUUUUCUAUUUUUCCUCCCCUUGGUGGUCUUUUUCAAUUUCAGCGUACCAAAAGUGCCUUUUUGUCUACUUUUUACUCAUUUUCCCCUAUAUUCAUAUUCCUAGUUCCCACAGAUUAUUGUAUGUUAUUUAACAUACCAUAACUGUCACAUUAAAUGGUUGAUGCCAUAUUUGGGAGAAGGCACCUAUUGUAUGUUGUGGGCCACAGCACCAGCUUCCAUCAGAUACACAGUGGACAAUCAUCACUUCUCUAAGUAGCGUUUCUGCGUUGGGAGAGCCUGUUUAGUUCCAGCGUUUAAUCACCGAGGGUCGGGUUGUUUCUGCGUUGUCUUCUCCCAACCCCUGUUGCUUUGACGACGUCGACAUGAUCAGUAUCCAGUCGAAAUGGCGCUACCUUUUCAUGUUUCUGGGCAUCCAACUGGUGGUCAUGGCACUGCUGUCCCGAGAGGGAUACCAGAAGAGGGUCUCCUACUUCAUCCGUAUCUUCCGCAAGCCCGACACCACCGGUGUAUCAGGCCGCAACCAGACAACGGUUGGCAUACCUGGAGGGGAUGUGUAUGCCAACCUAUCAACACUUUUCAAAACUCCUGUCAGUGAAGGUCACAUGCCCUACUGCCCUAAGACGUCCCCACUUAUAGGUGGGCCGAUUCACGUCAAAUUUCCAUCCGGGCUGACCCUAGCAGAGGUGCAGAGGAAGAAUCCCCUGGUGAUGCGCGGAGGACGCUACCGGCCGCCGGACUGUGAGGCGAGACACCGAACAGCCAUCAUCAUUCCCCACAGACACAGAGAACACCACCUCAAGUUCCUCCUAUACUACCUGCAUCCUUUUCUGCAGCGGCAACAGCUCAACUACAGAAUUUACGUCAUUCACCAGGCUGGAACAUACACGUUCAACAGGGCCAAGCUGAUGAACGUGGGUUUCCGAGAAGCCAUGAGGGAGGAGGACUGGGACUGCCUCUUCUUCCAUGAUGUGGACCUCAUCCCGGAGGACGAUCGCAACACGUACAUCUGCGACUCCAACCCCAAGCAUGCGGCCAUCGCCAUGGACAAGUUUGGCUACAAGCUUCCGUACAAGAUGUACUUUGGAGGAGUGUCAGCUCUGACGCCACUGCACUACCUCAAGAUGAACGGCUUUCCCAACAACUACUGGGGCUGGGGUGGAGAGGACGACGAUAUUGGACUCAGAGUGUCUCUGGGGGGGAUGUACAUCACUCGUCCAUCAGUGAAGGUUGGCCGGUACAAGAUGAUUAAACACAAGCUGGACAAAGGCAAUGAUGUGAACCCAAAGAGGUUCAACAUGCUAGCCAAAACACGUCAGACCUGGAAGUCGGAUGGGAUGAACACAGCUGAAUAUGAGCUAAUCUCACGGGAAUACAUGCCCCUCUACACCAACAUCACUGUUAACAUCGGCACUGAGGCCGGUCUACAUCCGCCUCCACCUCCGCAUCCUCCAGAAAAAGCUCCAGAACAACAUCCAGAGAAAGCACCUGCCGAAGUCCCAGUCCCAGUCAAAGUCCCAGUCAAAGUCCCAGUCAAAGUCCCAGUCAAAGUCCCAGUCAAAGUCCCAGUCAAAGUCCCAGUCAAAGUCCCAGUCAAAGUCCCAGUCAAAAUUACAGAAGGAGACGCAAACAAAAAGCCCACAUUAAAGACUGCUAAUCAUGUUUAACUCUGCCAUGACUUCAAUGGGAUAAUCCUAUGAGUACAUGCUGUAGGAUGCUGUUUUUUUUCUCCUCAAUCACUUGGAAAAGUUUUCACUUUUGUGUUAGUUUUUGGUGGCAUUUCUUUGUGGACAGUGGGACACUGAUUCAGACUUUUUGAAAAUGAAAACAAUUGACCAGAAUUUCUCAACCCUUAGAUGACGGCACUCCAAUCCACCUUGGCUCCUGUUCUAUCACUGACUCUUCUUCCAAUGGGAGCCACAGUGAAGGGUGAAGGGUAAAAGUUUGACUCUGUGAGUUUAUAUAUCUACAGCGCUGUGGUCGCUGGUUAGACCUUGUGAUGCCUUAGAAGCUUGUUGUGUUUUCUGUCUCUUCAGUCGUACCUUACAUUUUUCAGAGUGUUGGGUUUAAUGGAGCAGUAGCUGUAAUAUCCAGCAGUCACACUUGUUUUUUUUUGUCCAAAUGCCAAUGAAUACAUGACUGAAGCAGACAGAUUCUUGUUUGUAGUUGUGUGUGUGUAGCUGCUACAAUGAGUGAUGAAUGAAGGAACUUGAAAAUGCUGUGUAUUACUUCUACAUGUAGUACUGCUUUUGACUGAACGCUGCACGUAUACCACCUGUCUGCAAAUACCUGGGGUCUCAUUUAGAAAGACCCUUAUCCGUUUGGUUUCUGCAUCAGGUGGACUAAAUCCUUCAAAUGUUUUCAAAGUUAUAGAUGCCCUCAAUUUCAAUGGCAAUACUAAUGUCAGAGAGAGUUCGUUCUACGUAUUGGUUCUGUAAACCAAGGCCAAGGUACAGUUCUUCUAUCUAAAGGCAGUGCAUUCAAUUCAGCCGUUUGAAUUACAGCGUAUCAGAUAUCAACAUUUGAUUUUUUGUUAUUGUGUGCAUUUGCCUUUAUCCAAUAGAGCACCUCUUUGUGACGGUGAUCAGCCCUCUGCCUUCAGAUGAGCUUGAGAUUCACAUCCAAAUGGAGUCUGUCUUGCUUAACGAUAUCUUUAGCAAUUGUUAAUCAAGUUAUAAGCUCAGCAUUCAGGAAACAAGGCUAUGUUUCUUUCUCUUUUCUUUUGUCCUCUUUCAAACACACAGAAACAAUUUGUCCUUUUUUGUGUAUUUUUUUUCAAGUUUCUCCAUAAUGUGACUCUGGAAGCCUUUACAUGGAGACAUCUGCCAUUUCCUUUCCACUUGUGCCCGUAUACUGCAUGUCUGCUCCUCCUUCUCUUCGCUCUCUCCACUCUGACAGAUGUGAUUGUAAACACGCGAAAAAAAGAAACAGUCCCCUCUUCCACUGAGAGUGGCUGUACUGGCAGGUGAACAGGCUGAAACCAAAGACGACUGCAUGGAAAGCUGUCGAUGGAUAAAAAAGUGUGUGUGUGUGUGUACUUUGUUGUGAAUGAUCUCUGUACUACUCUGUCUUUAUGUACAAACCUUUCAUCUCUUCCUAUCAAUACUUCUAUUAUGUUGUUCAAAGAAUCUCACACCAACAUGUAUUCAAAACACUCAUAUUUUACGAAGUUUUUUUGUUGUGAAGAGAUGCAGAUGGUCCAUGAUGAUCAUAAGUGAUUUAUUUUUUGAACGCUGAAAUGAAAACUUAUUUUUUCAUCAUGACAUUGGGCAUUUGAGUAAGAGGACGAAUUGGGGCUCUGUGAGUGUCUGCCUGUGAUUUUUCAUAAAUAGAUGACUAUAUACUGUAUUAUCAUUUUGAUGUGAAUUCAUAUUCGAUUCCUAUGGCCUUAGCAACACAUAAUAGUGGUAUUUCAACUUGUGCUCACUAAAACAAUAGCAUCUUUAUAUCAAGACUUAAUAUGCAUGGCAACAAACCUAUUAGCAAGGAAAUGUACCGAGCACAAUGUGAAGAUGACACAUAUCAGUGCUCCUCUAGAAAAAUAUGAAGCAUGCUGAAGUGUCUAUGUUGUGAACUGGAAACUCUCUUAUGGUGACUGUAAAUGCAAGUUUCUGCUGUGGGGAAUGCUCCUCGCUGUUAACUGUAAGGAUUAAAGUAGGGCAUUUCUUAGAAAGAUGAACAAAGGAAGCUUAUAUUCCCAAAGUCGCAGCAUACAGUCUCCAUCAUUAACUGUGCAACACUCAACUUGAUGUUUUGUGUUUCUGAUUUAAGCUACUUUACGUUUGAUUUGACACCGUUCUGAUGUAGAUUAGCUCAGCAGCAAUAGAAAGCAGUCAUCACAGGGUAGUACUGAAGUAACCAAGGGCAACAUGACUUUGUGAGUUAUUUCUGCUCUCUCUUUUUGAAUUCUGCACAGUCCAGAGUGGCCUUAAAUUCAUUAAUAAACUGAUUAUUCAAAAGCAA